Messenger RNA from Miscanthus lutarioriparius, 489 nucleotides. Lineage: Eukaryota; Viridiplantae; Streptophyta; Magnoliopsida; Poales; Poaceae. The record is from the annotation of a GenBank genome assembly.
AUGAGGAUCCACCCAGCAGCUCCCGCUGGCGGCAGCGCCAAGAAGGACCUCCGGCGUCUGCCGCACGUGUACAGCAAGGUGCUGGAGCUGCCGCUCCCGGCGGACACCGACGUCGAGGUGUUCGAAGGCCCCGACGCCUUCCACUUCGUCGCGGCGCCAGCCGCCGGUGCGCGUGGCACCGCCGGCGUCGUGCGGGUGCGCACCAUCAGGAUCCACCCCGGGGUCACCAAGGUCGUGGUGCAGGCCGGAGGCGGCGCCGAGGGGGCUGCAGACGCCGGCGACAGCAUGGAGCUCGACAGGUGGCGGUCCCGCCUGCCCGAGCCGAGCUGUCCGGCCAUGGCGGUGGCCGGGUACGUCGACGGCCAGCUCGUUGUCACAGUGCCGAAGGGCCCCGGUGGCGGUGAAGGCGGCGACGGCGGGCAAGGUGAGGUGACCUGGAGGUGCAGCGGCGGAGGCGAGAUUAGUGGAAGACUGGUGGUUGUACAGUAG